AUGAUCUCAUCGCCUUGGCCGUUUGAAAUAUGGGGGAUCGACCUGAUCCAUUCAUUACCAACUGGGAGAGGAGGAGUUUGUUAUUCGGUUGCCACCAUCGACUACAUUACGAAGUGGGUCGAGGCUAAGCCUUUGCCAACCAUAAUCUCAAAGAGAGUCCUGGAUUUUGUCGUGAAGAACAUCUCGUAUUGCUUUAGGCUCCCGAAGAAGAUCGUGUCUGAUAACAGAACUCAGUUCGAUAGUGAUCUUUUCACAAAAUUUUGUGAGAAGUACGACAUAAUCAAGAGUAUCUCUUCACUGGCAUAUCUGCAAGCUAAUGGACAAGUCGAGGCCGUAAAUAAAACCACAAAGAGAAUUACGGGUUACUUUAACUCAAAGGUAAAAGGACAUAGAUUUGAGAUGGAUGACCUGGUGCUUCAGAGAAUGUUUUUGGCAAGUAAGGAUCCUAAAGAUGGUGUAUUUGGACCUAAAUGGGAUGGACCAUACCAGAUUGUGGAGAUUUUAUGUGAGGGAACAUUCAAACUAGCUCAGCUAAGUGGAGAGUUGUAUUUUUCCGUGUAA
Molecule: messenger RNA, 561 nt
Organism: Humulus lupulus (European hop)
Lineage: Eukaryota; Viridiplantae; Streptophyta; Magnoliopsida; Rosales; Cannabaceae
Exons: 3
Coding region: 1-561 (186 amino acids)
Biological process (GO): DNA integration
Molecular function (GO): nucleic acid binding
Source: RefSeq, a predicted model, not a curated record